AUGACACUAAAAGGUGGCACCAGCCAAGCUUGUGCUGCGUGCAAAUACCAGAGAAGAAAAUGCUCCAGUGACUGUCCUUUAGCACCUUAUUUCCCACCUGACCAACCAAAAAUGUUUCAGAAUGCUCAUAAAUUAUUUGGUGUCAGCAACAUUAUAAAGAUUCUCAAGAAACUCGAUGCAUCGCAGAGAGGGGAAGCUAUGCGUUCUAUAAUCUACCAAUCGAAUAUUCGCGACAGGUUUCCGGUUCAUGGCUGCUGGGGAAUUAUCUGUCAGCUACAUUAUCAAAUUAGGCAAGCUGAAGAAGAGAUCCACGCCGUUCAUUCUCAGCUCGAGAUGUAUAGACAACAUCAUCAUCACCAUCAGAUUUCUUCUUUAACUGAUGAUAUAGCUUCACAGUUAGAAUUAGGCAUGGCUCCUCCUAGUAAUAAUAUUAAUAUUAAUAUUAAUAAUAAUAAUAAUUCCCUUUCACUUUUUGGCCAAACUAAUUCUACUCCUCAGAAUUACAGUGGUUUGCCUAUUCCACAGCACCAUGCUUACUCUAAUAGCAGUAAUAACGUUAAUUACAGCUCUGCUUACUUGGAUUCUAAUAAGGAUCCUUUGGGUAAUUCUUUGUGGGUUCAGCACCAAUAUGCUACUGCUGCUAAUAAUAAUAUUAACAAUUCUAUGGCGAUUCAGACUCAGUUGGUUAAUUCACAACCACUACCUAUUCAACAAGUUGUUCAAGAUUAUGAUGAAAUUCAUCCGUUUUUCGAUACUAUCGAUGAUAGGCAAUCUUAUAUCGAUUCUAAAGAAGCCUAUGAGUCAAGCUCGGAGGAAUCAUUAAGGGACACGACACAACAAUGUAUGGAACAUGUUGCGGAAAAUGAACUAAAGACUGCAGCUGCAUGCUUUACUCUUACCAGUGUCAAUUGAAGAACUGAUGAGCUACACAAGCAACCAAUUGGUAGUAACUUAUCAGAGACUCGAGAAUAGAACUUUGAUUUUAAUUCUUUCAUAUUUUUGGUUAUUUUUAAUUUUUGUUUACUUCUCUCGAAUUCCACAUUUACAUAGUACAUUUAACAGUUUUGAGCUA
This is a messenger RNA of Mercurialis annua (annual mercury), 1072 nucleotides long. RefSeq names its product LOB domain-containing protein 27. Bases 1 to 912 code for a protein of 303 amino acids. Lineage: Eukaryota; Viridiplantae; Streptophyta; Magnoliopsida; Malpighiales; Euphorbiaceae. The record is from RefSeq and is a predicted model, not a curated record. The transcript is spliced from 2 exons.